This is a messenger RNA of Trypanosoma rangeli, 336 nucleotides long. RefSeq lists its product as uncharacterized. The record is from RefSeq and is a predicted model, not a curated record. Lineage: Eukaryota; Euglenozoa; Kinetoplastea; Trypanosomatida; Trypanosomatidae. The coding region runs from base 1 to 336 and encodes 111 amino acids. The transcript has a single exon.
AUGCCGUGGGCGAGCACCGCUGCCUCAAGAAGGAACUCCAUCAGAGGGGGGAGGAACUGUGCCGCACCGCCGACAACCAAAGCACUUAUGGCGGAAAAGGAUUGCCUCCUUGCUGCCCAGUUCAUUAGUGCUCAGCAGGAAAAUGACAUCCUACGAGAACGUCUCAGCAAGGCGGUGGAACAAGCAAAAGGUGAUGCGGAGCGGGCGCAGCGACAAUUACUACGAGACUUCAAAGCAGGAGGCUCAGCGCGCUCUCACGGAACGUGUGUUGCAGAAGUGGGACGAAACGGUGACGCGUUCGAAGAGCGAUCUAGCACGCGUCUGCCAUGGGACUGA